UGAUAAAUGAUAACAACAGAAGAAUAUUCACCGUAAACCGGAAAAAUUAAACAGUACUUGAUAUUUCUGUGUUGGUUUCUUUUGUAACACACUUGCAAGUCAAAGUUAGUAGUUUAUUGCGAUCUGAACAAAAGAAAUGUCCAGCAACCGUUUCACACCCAAGGGUUUUCCCAGGGUACCGUUUCAAAAUGGCAUCGGACGUUACAUGUGCCAACUGAAAAGAGUCACACUAAGGUUUUGCAAGAGCAACGGUUCCAGCCGCGGAAUAAGAGAUUUUAUCGAAACAAAUCUACUAGCUUUCGCCGAAGAACAUCCGGAAACAGCAGUAUACUUGAAACCGCGCCGCCACAAAUCCCCAUCGUUUGUCGCCGAGUAUCUGAACGGCGAACGAGAGGUGGUCAGUUGUCACAAUUUCACAGCCCCACAAAUAACCAAGUGGCUGACGUUGUACUCCACCCGGUCAGGUAUACCAUUGCAAAAACACCUAAAAAUGUGGCAUACGGACUGCCCGUCUAUUCAAGGAGUUUGGAGUCCGUUUACAAACAGAGAUCCAGAAUUCAAUGUUAUGAAAUACCCUUCGGCCGAGCUCUCAAAACCCGUUUAUGAAACAAAAUCCGCAACAGAAGAGUUAUUAGAAAAGAUAAACGAAUUCAAAAUUACCAGUAAUGACGAAGACAAAGAUAACGAGAAAAUCGCCGUUCAAGGAUAGAAUAUUUAUUGUAAAAAAAAAAUAUACUUAUAAAUAUUUUUUAUUUUGUUAGUAUCGUAAAAUAAACAUUUAUUGAUUAAUUAA
Adelges cooleyi (spruce gall adelgid) is the source of this 793-nucleotide messenger RNA. RefSeq names its product 39S ribosomal protein L43, mitochondrial (gene mRpL43). Gene Ontology annotation, molecular function: structural constituent of ribosome. The coding region runs from base 137 to 709 and encodes 190 amino acids. NCBI's taxonomy places the organism in Eukaryota, Metazoa, Arthropoda, Insecta, Hemiptera, Adelgidae. Gene Ontology annotation, cellular component: mitochondrial large ribosomal subunit. The transcript has a single exon. Gene Ontology annotation, biological process: mitochondrial translation. The record is from RefSeq and is a predicted model, not a curated record.